This is a messenger RNA of Drosophila persimilis, 1292 nucleotides long. RefSeq names its product alpha-1,3/1,6-mannosyltransferase ALG2 (gene Alg2). The transcript has a single exon. Lineage: Eukaryota; Metazoa; Arthropoda; Insecta; Diptera; Drosophilidae. Gene Ontology annotation, molecular function: alpha-1,3-mannosyltransferase activity; GDP-Man:Man(1)GlcNAc(2)-PP-Dol alpha-1,3-mannosyltransferase activity. The record is from RefSeq and is a predicted model, not a curated record. The coding region runs from base 30 to 1292 and encodes 420 amino acids.
AUAUUCUCUUCUGUUUUGGGAGCCGAAAAAUGGUUCGUAUUUUGUUUCUUCAUCCCGAUUUGGGUAUUGGCGGAGCCGAGCGGUUGGUUGUGGACGCCGCCCUGGCCCUCAAGGAGCGCGGUCACGAGGUCAGCUUCCUGACCAAUCACCAUGACAGCACCCACUGCUUCAAGGAGACCGCCGAUGGGAGCUUUCCCGUUCAGGUCGUGGGCGACUGGCUGCCACGGAAGCUCUUUGGGCGGUUCUAUGCCUUCUGCGCUUACAUCCGCAUGCUAUAUGCAGCCUUCUAUGCCAGCUUCUUUAUGCCCCAGCGCGAGCAGGUGGAUGUGGUGUUCUGCGAUCUGAUAUCCGUCUGUGUGCCUGUCUUGCGCCUGGCCCGUCACCGGCCGCGAGUUCUCUUCUACUGUCACUUUCCGGACCAGCUGCUCAGCGCCAGGGAGGGCCUGCUGAAGCGCGUGUAUCGCGCUCCCAUCAACUGGCUGGAGGAGCACACUGUUGGCCUGGCGGACAAGGUGCUGGUCAAUUCCAAGUUCACGCUACGCGUAUUCCAGGACACAUUCCGACGGCUGCGAACCGUACCCGACGUUCUCUACCCCUCCAUUCACACGCAAUACUUCGACCAGAUGGAACAGAAGCUACAGCAGCGCUCCACCGUCUUGGAAGAGACCGUGCAUCCGCGGGUGCCGCGAAACGCCUUCAUCUAUCUGGACAUCAAUCGCUACGAAAGAAAGAAAAACCACGCUCUGGCAUUGAAGUCGCUGCGUCUUAUGGGAGACAUGCUCUCAUCGGCGGAUUUCAAGCGCUGUCGCCUGAUCAUCGCCGGCGGCUAUGACACGCGCUGCCUCGAGAAUGUUGAGCACUACGCGGAGUUGGAACAACUGACUACCGAGCUGGACCUCCAAGAACAUGUCAUACUGCUGCGCUCACCCACGGACGAGGAGAAGUGUCGCCUGCUGUAUGCCGCCCACUGUCUGCUCUACACCCCAGAGAACGAGCACUUUGGCAUCGUCCCCUUGGAGGGCAUGUAUUUCUCCAAGCCGGUGGUGGCCCUCAACAGCGGCGGGCCCACGGAGACUGUGGUGCACACUUCCACGGGCUUCCUCUGCGAGAAGCAGGCGAAGAGCUUUGGCGGCGCCAUGUGCCAGUUGUUUCGCGACGAACCGCUGCGCCUGAAGAUGGGCGAUCAGGGCCAUAAGAGGGUGCAGCAAAAGUUCUCCUUCGAGGCAUUCGCGGACCGUUUGAAUGGCAUUGUCCAAGAUCUAGUGCCCCCCUCCCGGAAGAAACUUGAUUAA